AUGGAGGAAGAAAAGAUAACCAGAAAUAAAAAAGACUAUGUGCAGACGGCUUCUGGGAAUAUCGUAUGUAGGAAGACAAUUUUGUGUGGAAGUCAAAAUAUACAUUUAUUAGGUACUUGUAUUAUUGAUAGUGGAGUUAUAUUAAGAGGAGAUCUUGUAAUGAUAAGAAUUGGGCAAUAUGUUAUACUUGAACCAAACUGUAUUAUUAGACCUUGUUUUAAGAAAAUUAAGGGUAAAUAUGGAUCGGUUCCCAUUUCAAUAGGUGAUUGUGUUCAAAUAGGUGAGAAUUCUGUAGUUAUGGCAUCUUCAAUUGGAUCAAAUGUUUAUAUUGGAAAAAAUUCGAUCAUUGGAUCAGGUUCUAUAAUUAAAGAUAAUUGUAUAAUUUUACCGGAAACAACUAUAGCUCCAAAUACAUUAAUUCCUCCUUUCACUGAGUGGGGAGGAACUCCUGGAGUAAUGCUUAGAAGACUUCCUGAAUCUCAAAAUAUACUGUUACAACAACGUGCGAUUGAAUACUAUAAUAAUUUUCAGUUAGUUUCCAAUAAAGUGCAAGAAGAACCAGAAAAAAUUCAACAUUCGAAUACAACACUUAUCAAAUCCAUGAAGACAGGUAUUUCCAAUUACACCAAAGAUAACAACAUUGAUGAUGGUGAUGGUGAUGGUGAUGGUGAUGGUGAUGAUAAUAUUAAUGGUAAUGGUAAUGGUAAUGGCAGUGUCGAUGACAAAGGUAAUAGCAAUAGUAAUGACAAUGACAAUAAAAAUAAUAGCAAUAGUAAUGGCAAUGUUAAUGGCGAUGAAAACACAAAUUCUAUUGUUGACCCUAGUUCUAAAGCUGAUGAUGAUACUACUUCCGAUACAGAACAACACAACAUCAAUAGAGACAACGAAAGUAACCCAGAAAAUACCAAAAAUGAUGAGACUCAACAAGCACUAUAA
Cryptosporidium ubiquitum is the source of this 936-nucleotide messenger RNA. RefSeq names its product dynactin subunit P25. Bases 1 to 936 code for a protein of 311 amino acids. NCBI's taxonomy places the organism in Eukaryota, Apicomplexa, Conoidasida, Eucoccidiorida, Cryptosporidiidae. The transcript is spliced from 3 exons. The record is from RefSeq and is a predicted model, not a curated record.